AUGGGGGAGCCAAAGCAGCCGACAAAUAUCCAGGAUGCUUUGGAAUAUCAAUUAAAUGCGGCUUGCGGCUCCCAAGGUGACCUCAGUGAUGCAAGCGCCUGUCAAAAAGAUGGAUACUGCUUUAGCAAGAGAGAUGUCAAGGCCCUCUUAUCAGGAGCACCCCAUUUCCUCUUAGAGAGAGGCAAACACGGUCGCUGGUAUCCGCAAGUGAUUUUCCCCUGGGACGAACAUAGUCCAUCGAUUCAGCGCAUGCUGGAUCGUAAGCCUCUUUCACACGCAUCAUUCACGCUCUGCACUCUUCAUGCCCAUCUGCCAGUCCCGGAUGACUGGGCAGUAAAGGGCGGAGUCCCAAUUCAAAUAAAAGAUUGGCAUCGAUCAGGGGCUUUCAAACGGGCUGCUUUCGAUGUAGGCGUGUUCGAAGUGCCAAACAUGCUCGCGAACAAUGGGCGAGAGCCUGGAACUGUCGGCUUCCGACAUUUCUUGGAGUUUCCAUUGGCCGAUGCAGUCCGAUAUACCGGUCCUCAAGAGGCGAGGCAGGCACCGAAUUUGCAGCGAGUCACGACACUCCCAGCCACAGAGGCGUUCGAACUGAUGGAUUCGUACAACAAGCCGUAUUCUCAAUGCCUCAGCGGCGCCGUCUUCGAUCGACGUCAACUCAUUCGGGACGGGCCUACGGGGUGGAAACGCAUCGGGGUACGGGAUAUUAAUCUUCAAAUUUUGACCAAGCGAUUGAAUCAGCUGCGGCAGUUGCGCUUGAAUGUACUGCAUGAUGGUUCGACGGUCACGAUUCUGGAUGUUGAAACUCCCCGUGAGAUGCAUGAUCUUCUCCACACACAUUUCCUCCAUCCUCGCCCACCUCCAGCCGAUCUCGUAUUGGGUCAUCCGCAGAGCAUCAAGUCUCAAAUUAAGACUUUGGCCACUGUGCUAGCCACUCCGGGGGCUUGGAUCGAUUUCAGCCUGCCGGAAUGGCGUUUUCGAAUAGGUCAAAUUCUAUACGAGACUCCGCCACAUGGGGACGGGGACUGUGUCAAAUUUGGUCCCGCGGUGUCUAGAGAGCCGUGGAUCAACUCGGGGAUGGAACGCAAGUGGUUGCUGGUUCAACUGCUCCUGGCGGCAGAGCUGCUGUUCCGACUUGAUGCCUUUGUUCAUGUCGGCAUGCUGCAUGAUCCCCACGACGGCGUCAUCACGGCGCCAGAACUUCAGCACUUCGACAAAUUGCGUGAGGGCAAAGUCAACUGGGAUUUGAUUGUUGUGCGUCGGUUCCUUGACAACCUCGAGAUCACUUGCGCCUCUCCUUCCGAUGCGCCGUCUGCCCUCAAUCAUCAGUUUGUAACCCCGAUUGAUAAGGUGCCUACCAAAAGCCGACGUUUCGCUCUGCUCGACUCCAUCAGUCGCCGUAUCGCAUCUACUGGCGGGCCUGAUAUUCAUUCCGCCUGGCAAUGUCGGAUCAGCUCCCCUCACGUUCGACAGCAACUGGAAGGCCUCUACGUCUUCGCCGAGAACAUCGGAUGGCCAAGCGUGGAUGCUGUACGAUCUACGUUUGAACAGAAAAUGAAAGAUGGAAAAGAUCCACUCCUUCCAAAUGAGUGUCUGCGCAAUUUGGAGAAUCACUCCGCUAUCAAGGCGACGGUACUGGACAAGGAGAAAAUGUAUACACGCAGCCAGUCACGUCGAUGUGUUGAGCUCCACAGUUCGUGUCGUGAAGACAAUGACCCUCAUGCAGACGAGCCUCUAGGCUGGGUUUCUCGAAGCUUACUCUCAGGAUUGGUCAUUCCGGGCGAACCAAUUUGCCAUCUACUUAUCGGUACUCUGCUGGAAAACGAUGACAAUGCAAUUGAGCAACUGGGGCCCAAGGCAAACCUGUUCGGUGGCUUCUCAUAUAAAGGACGCAGCUACUGGAGCAAAGCUUCGAUCGUUGGCCGUGUACUAUCCAGCCUAGAGGGCGCCAAGACUUGUAUGGGCUGGGUGGGCAGCGACGUGCUUCCACGCGAUGCGACUACGAAUGAGAGCUUGGAACCUGGUUGGUUCGAGGUUCAGGCCAGCGAGGCUCUAUGCAAGACUGGCAAACCUCGCAUCAAGCAAGCCGGGAAACUAGCCAUGGAGUCGUCGCCUCUGGGCAUGGGCGACAUCACUGCCGAGUCAUUUACACUCCCUACCGACCAAGCCGCCGAGUCCACGCUCGGUGUCCAGCUUGAUGCCCUCACCUUGUCAGUAACUUCUUCCGGGAAGCGGAAGAUUACUGUCAGUGACCAGGCCAAGCUUUCGUUCUCCCUUGACGGAUCUGUAGAAGUUCCCACUACGGUUUCCUUCCCUCUCACACAUCACGUGCGCUUCAUUUCGGCCCACGAAUGUCGUCCACCGCUCGGUUUCACUGCGCAUCACCAAAUUGGCUCGUCGGAGGAGCCAACAGCCAAAGACUGGGGGAAGCACAAGCGUCUACCAGGGCAUCCGUUGCACCGAUCUUUCCCGUAUCGGCAUAUCUCGCUGGAAUCCCUGCCACGCCAGCCAGCCCCGCAGACGGAUUCGCCUUCUGGACAAAGCCCCGAAGUACUCGUGAUUGAUGCUCGCGGCAGUCGAAGCAAAGAGACCUUCGCGCGGGCCUGGUGCGCGUCCAUUGGCUGCCACGCGGUGAUCGGCCGAGUGGGGAGGGCGUGCGUCGCGUGCUGUGUCAGGGAGGCGAGGGCCUUGGAUGUUCAGGUAGUGGUGAGAGUGGGUGAGAGCGCAGUUCAUGUCUUGGGACAGGUGAGAUGA
Messenger RNA from Penicillium maclennaniae, 2751 nucleotides. RefSeq lists its product as uncharacterized. Lineage: Eukaryota; Fungi; Ascomycota; Eurotiomycetes; Eurotiales; Aspergillaceae. The record is from RefSeq and is a predicted model, not a curated record. The transcript has a single exon. Bases 1 to 2751 code for a protein of 916 amino acids.